AUGGAGAGCAAGCCAGCCGUCAACGGCCACACUGACCCCGUCCCUCACCAGGAGGACCUGCCAGGAGCAAACCACCUCUGCCAGGAGGGGCGGCCUUGCAAAGAGAAGAAAGCAGCUGGUGGGGAGGUGACGGUGAUGGAUGCUUCUCGUGAGCCCUUGGAGGCCAAUGGCAGCAUCGCCGGAGUCUAUGUUGAGGCUUCAAAGAAGGUCAUGAGCUUUUAUGAUGCCACCAGAGAGCACCUCCUGAGUCUGGAUUCAGCCCUCUGCCUUCUGGAGGCCCAGGCUGCCAUGGGCUCCCUCACGGACCCGGUGAGGAGCAGGCACGUCUCUGUGGCAGAAGCCGUGCAGCUGGGGCUGGUGGGGCUGGAGCUGAAGGAGAGGCUGCUCACUGCAGAGAAAGCUGCUACCGGCUUUGUGGACCCCUACACAGAAGAGAAGAUCUGCCUCUACCAGGCCAUCCAGAAGGACCUGGUCGGGAGGGAACAAGGCACCCGGCUGCUGGAGGCCCAGAUGGCAACCGGCGGCAUCGUGGACCCAGCCACGGGCUGCCGGCUCCCAGCAGACCUUGCCUGUGAGAAGGGAUACUUGGAUGAGGAGAUGAGGCAGCUCCUCUCUGACCCCAGCAAUGAGGACAGCAAAGGGUUUCUCAACCCCAGUACUAUGGAGAAGGUCACUUACGCCGAGCUCAUGAAGAGGUGUGUGGUUGAUCCGGCCUCAGGCUUCCUCCUCCUGCCCCUGCAAAUCACGUUCCCAGGGCUGGGAGGGAGGGUGAGCAGCAGGGAUCUGCUGGACUCUGGCAUCAUCAGCCCCGACACGUUCAGAGCUCUGGAGGAGGGCAGGGUUUCUGCCCAGGAGGUAGCAGAGGAUGACUCCGUUCAGCGGUUCCUGCGUGGGAUGAGGAGCGUGGCUGGUGUUGUCCUGCCUUCCAGCGAGAGGAGGAGCCUCUACCAGGCGCUGAGGGAGCAUCUUCUCGUGCCUGGUGCUGCUCUGAUGCUCCUGCAAGUUCAGGCCUCCACCGGCAGCCUGACAGACCCCAUAAAGAACAAGAGCUACUCUGUUGAUGAGGCCAUCAGGGUGGGUCUCAUUGGCCCAGAGCUUCAUGAGAAACUGUCUUCAGCUGAGAGGACCAUCACUGGAUACAGGGACCCUUGCACUGGAGAAAUGCUCUCUCUGUUCCAAGCCAUCAGGAAGGGCUUCAUCCCCAAGGACCAUGGCAUUUGCCUUCUGGAGGCUCAGGUGGCCACAGGGGGUGUGAUUGCCCCGGGCAGGCACCUCCGUGUCCCCACAGAGACAGCUUGCAAGUGGGGGUACCUGGACGAGGCCACAAGACAGCUCCUCUCCAGCCCCACUGAUGACAUGAAGGGGUUCUUUGACCCCAGUUCCAAGGAGAAGCUGACCUACGCAGAGCUGCUCAAGCGCUGUGUCACCGACCCCAGCACGGGGCUCCUCCUGCUGUCGCUGGGUGGAGACAGCAGAGAAGGGUCCGAGGGAACCCACCUCUUCUUUGAUCACAGGACUCAAACAGCCCUGGAGAACACUUGGGUCCCCGUUGCUUUGGGCAAAUUCAAGGGAAAGCCAGAGUCUGUCUGGAAACUCCUCUUCUCAGACCUCAUCCAGAGUGAGCAGAGAGCCGCCCUGGCUCAGCAGUAUCUGGCAGGAACGCUCUCUGCACAAGAACUGGGCAAGGCCGUCAGUGCCACCAUUGAGGAGAUGGCUUCCACCGCUAACGUCACCUUUGAAGGGCUGAGGGACCGGGUGACAGCUGACCAGCUCCUCAGCUCUGAAAUCAUCAACAAAGAUUUGUUUAAGAAACUGAAGGAGGGAGAAACAUCAGCCAAAGAAGUUGUGGGCAUGGACACCGUCAAGAAGUACCUGCAAGGGACAGGUAGCAUUGGUGGGCUGCUGCUUCCUGACUCCCAGGAGAAGAUCAGCAUCUACCAGGCAAAGCGGAAAGGGCUUUUGAGGCCAGGAACGUCACUGAUCCUCCUGGAGGCACAGGCUGCCACUGGGUUCAUCAUUGACCCCACUGCCAAUAAAAGGUAUUCUGUGGAUGAAGCUCUAAGAGCCAAUGUCAUUGGCCCCGAUGUUUACGACAAGCUACUGGCUGCAGAGAAAUCAGUCACUGGCUACAGAGACCCUUACACGGGUGACAAGAUCUCCCUCUUCCAGGCCAUGAAGAAGGAGCUCAUCGUCGAGGAGCACGGCAUCCGCCUGCUCGAGGCCCAGAUCGCCACCGGCGUCAUCAUCGACCCCGUGCACAGCCACCGCAUCCCUGUGGAGGUGGCCUACAAGCGCGGCUACUUUGACAAGAAGAUGAACUUAAUCCUUUCUGAUCCCACCGAUGACACCAAGGGCUUCUUCGACCCCAACACCCAUGAGAACCUCACCUACCUGCAGCUGAAGGAGAAGUGCAUCACGGAGACGUCCACCGGGCUCUGCCUCCUGCCCCUGAACAGCAGGAAGCGCCAGUUCGUCGACGAUGCCACCAGACGGGUGUUCAGGAGCUCCUGGCUGCCCGUCAGGUUUGGGCGGCUCCGAGGGCAGAAGGUCUCGGUGUGGGACCUGCUGCACUCCGAGUACUUCAGUGAGGGGAGGCGCCGGGAGAUAUUCAACCACUACCAGCUGAGGAAGCUCAGCCUGGAGCACAUUCGGGUCAUGCUGGAGGAGGAGAUGAAGAAAUGGGCUCCCAUCAAGUUCCCGGCCAUGAGAGGCAGUGUCAGCGCUUACCACCUGAUGGAAACCGGGGUCAUCGACAAGGCCCUGUUUGAGAAGGUGCUGGAGGGAUCCGUCAUGCCGGAGGAAGUCCUGCGCAUGGACUCCGUCAGGAAAUACCUCUACGGCUCUGGCAGCAUCGGGGGGAUCGUCCUCCAGCCAUCAAACCAGAGGAUAAGCAUUUAUGAGGCCAUGAAGCAAAACAUAGUGGUACCAGGAGUAGCCCUCCCGCUGCUAGAGGCCCAGGCUGCCACUGGCUUCAUCAUUGACCCAGUGAAUAACCAGAAACUCUGUGUGGAUGACGCCGUCAGGGAGGGCAUCAUUGGGCCAGAAGUCCACGAGAAGCUGCAGCAUGCAGAAGGGGCUGUCACAGGCUAUAAGGACCCUUUCACAGGCAAGAAGAUCCCCCUCUUCCAGGCGAUGAAGAAGGGACUGAUCACAGACAAGCAGGCCAUGCAGUUGAUGGAGGUGCAGAUGGCUACAGGAGGCAUCAUCGACCCGACAUGUGGCCACCACAUCCCCGUAGAAUCUGCACAGAAGCGAGGGUGCCUGGAUGAGGGUACAAGCAAGGCCCUUUCUACGCCCAGUGACAACACCAGAGCCUUCUGCGUCCCGGACAGCAAAGAGACGGUGACCUACGCUGAGCUCAUCAAACGCUGCCAGAAGGACGAGGCCUCCGGCUUCCACCUGCUGCCUCUGGCACAAACAGCUGCUCCUGCCUACACCGACCAACAGAUCCAACAGAUUUUCAAGGAAACGAUGGUGAAGGAGAGAGGGGUCUCCCUCUGGGAGCUCAUCCACUCUGGGUACUUCACCGAGGAGCAGAGGAGUGACUUCAUGGAGAAGUUCCGCUCUGAGGAAGCGUCGCUGCAGCAGCUGGUCGCUCUUGUGCUCAGGCUGGUUGGGGAGAUGGAAAUGAAAGCCGGCUCCCAGAUCACCCUGGAAGGCCUGCGGGGCGGCGUUCCCGCCGUCUGGCUGCUGGACACUGGAAUCAUCACUCAAAAGACCUUUGAAGAACUGGCCCAGGGCAUAAGGACUCCUGAGGAAGUGGCUGCGAUGGAGAGUGUGAAAAGGUACUUGCAGGGCACAGGCAGCAUUGCCGGGGUGUUCAUAGAGGCAUCCAAAAAGAAGAUGAGCUUUUACGAUGCCAUGAAAAACAACCUCCUCCUCCCUGGGGCUGCUCUGAGGCUGCUGGAAGCUCAGGUGGCUACAGGACAUCUAAUGGACCCAACCACAAACCAGAGGCUCAGCGUGAGGGACGCCGUGAAAGCGGCUGUUGUUGGUGAGGAGCUCACUGAGAAACUCCUUCUAGCUGAGAGGGCGGUGACUGGCUACACGGACCCCUACACAGGGAGCUCCAUCUCGCUGUGCCAGGCACUCAGGAAAGAGCUGAUUCCCCUGGGAGAUGCUAUUCCCUUGCUGGAGGCCCAGCUGGCCACAGGAGGGAUCAUUUUCCCCGUUCACCACCAUCACCUUCCAGUCCAGGCUGCCUGCAAAUACGGCUUCUACGACGAGGACCUCAGCCAAACCCUCUCUCAGCUGAACGACAGCACCAAAGUCUUUCUGGAUCCAAACACGAAGGAGAACGUGACCUACCAGCAGCUGAAGGACAGGUGCAUCCAUGAGGCUGAGUCAGGCCUCUGGCUCCUUCCUCUGUCAGAAGAUGCCAUGUUCUGUGUGGAUGAACAAACCAUGGAGGUGCUGAAAUCUGUGACCGUAUGCGUCAACAUAGGGAGGUUCAAAGGACAGACGGUGUCAGUCUGGGACCUUCUCAACUCUGAAUACCUCUCAGACAGCAAGAGAAGAGAGAUAGUGCAAAAAUACAAAGGUGAGAAUACUGAAGUGCUGCAAGAAAUCGUAACAAUUGUCACCACAAUCAUCAGAGAGACUGAGGCACAAGGCAAGAAGUUUGCGUUCAAGGGCCUGCGGAAAAGAGUGUCCGCCAGUGACCUCUUCCAGUCCCAGCUGAUAGACAAGAAAACCCUCGACGAGCUCAACCAGGGUAAGAAAACAGUCCAAGAAGUCACUGAAAUGGACUCAGUCCGCAGGUACCUGGAAGGCAGCAAUUUCAUAGCAGGGGUCCUCAUACAGCCAAGCUAUGAGAAGAUGAGCAUCUACCAGGCCAUGAGGAAGGGCAUCCUGAGGCCAGGGACAGCUCUGGUGCUGCUGGAGGCACAGGCAGCCACCGGCUACAUCAUCGACCCGGUGAAAAACCAGAAGUUUUCGGUGGAGGAAGCGUUAACUGCAGGUCUAAUCGGAAGGGAGAUUUUUGAGAAGCUGCUCUGUGCUGAGAAGGCCGUGACGGGCUACACCGAUCCCUACACCAAAGCCCCGAUGUCCCUCUUUGAGGCUAUGAACCAGGGGCUGAUUGUGAAGAGCCACGGCAUCCGCCUGCUCGAGGCCCAGAUCGCCACCGGCGGCAUCAUCGCCCCCGUGCCCAGCCACCGCAUCCCUGUGGGGGUGUCCUACCAGCGUGGCUACUUCAACCAGGAGAUGAACCAGAGCCUCUCCGACCCCUCUGACGACACCAAGGGCUUCUUCGACCCCAACACCCACGAGAACCUCACCUACAUGCAGCUUCUGGAGAGGUGCGUCCAAGAUUCAGAGACAGGGUUGUACAUGCUACAGGUUGUACAGGAAGGAGGACGGUACUUCUACAUCGAUGAGUCUACCAAACAGGUUUUGCGCUCAAAGCCCCUGAAAGUGAAAAUUGGGAAGUUUAAGGACCAAACAGUUUCCAUCUGGGAAGUUCUCUGCUCUCAUUACUUCUCUGAGCAGAAAAGGAAAGAACUAGUGAUGCAGUACAAGUGCAAAACCCUAACACUGGAGGACCUUAUAGCCCUCAUCUACAAGAUCAUUGAGGACACGGAACAAAGAGCAGAAGCCCUCAAGGUGAAAGGACUCCGGGAGGAUGUGUCGAUAUCAGAAUUGUUUAACUCUGAGAUCAUCGACAAGAAAACUCUGGACCAGCUGCAGGAUGGAAGCCUCACGCUCGCCAGCCUCACGAAGAGAGACACUGUCCAGAGGUACUUGGAUGGCACUGGAUGCAUUGCUGGGGUUCUGCUCCCAAAAAGGAAAGAGAAGAUGAGCAUAUACCAGGCCCUGAAGAAGGGCCUCCUCACAGAGCAAUGUGCGGAGGGGCUGCUGGAGGCACAGGCUGCCACUGGGUUCCUCAUUGACCCACUGGAAAAUCAGAGGCUCUCUGUGGAAGAGGCCAUCUCCUCAGGGCUGGUGGGCAGCGAGCUGCGUGAGAAGCUCCUGACGGCAGAGAAAGCUGUGACGGGAUACACGGAUCCUCACACAGGAAAGAAAAUCUCCCUCUUCCAGGCCAUAAGGCAGAAGAUAAUGGUCAAGGAGCACGGCAUCCGCCUGCUCGAGGCCCAGUUCGCCACCGGCGGCAUCAUCGACCCCGUGCACAGCCACCGCCUGCCCGUGGAGGUGGCCUACCGGCGCGGCUGCCUGGAUGAUGACACGUUCCUCCUGCUUUCCGACCCAGACCAUGGCAGCAAAGGUUUUACAGAUCCAAACACGCAUGAGAAGAUCAGUUACAGUCAGCUCCUGCAGAGAUGCUCCAAAGACAGAGAUACUGGCUUGUAUCUGCUGCAGGUGAUGGAAAAAGAAGAUGACUACUUCUACAUCGAUGAGCAAACAAAAAAAGCCCUGUUAUCUACAAAGGUACAAGUGCCUGUUGGAAAAUACAAAGGACAAGUGUUGUCCCUGUGGGAACUUCUCUGCUCAGAGUACAUCACAGAAGAGAAAAGAAAAGAACUGGUGAAAAAAUAUAAGGAGGAAUCCAAUCAUAUUAUACAGGGAAUCAUACAGACAAUACUAAAGAUCAUUGAGGAAAAAGAAGAGGACAGAACUGACAUCUGGUUCCAGGGAAUCAGACAACAAAUAACAGCAUCAGAACUUCUCAGUGCACAGAUAAUCACAGAAGAAACAAUGGAAAAACUCCAUGAAGGAAAAGAGACGGCACAAGACAUAGCACAAAUGGAUAGUGUGAGGAGGUACCUGGAGGGAACUGGAAGCAUUGCCGGUGUGAUGGUGCCCUCCAAGACUGACCCCCAGAAGAUGGAGAAGAUGAGCAUCUACCAAGCUAUGUGGAAGGGCAUCCUGCGGCAGG
Merops nubicus (carmine bee-eater) is the source of this 6835-nucleotide messenger RNA. It is a transcript of the gene EPPK1, whose product is annotated as epiplakin 1. Gene Ontology annotation, molecular function: keratin filament binding; structural molecule activity. Gene Ontology annotation, biological process: intermediate filament bundle assembly; wound healing. The transcript has a single exon. The annotation marks the transcript as partial. NCBI's taxonomy places the organism in Eukaryota, Metazoa, Chordata, Aves, Coraciiformes, Meropidae. Gene Ontology annotation, cellular component: cell junction; cytoskeleton; membrane. The record is from RefSeq and is a predicted model, not a curated record.